Phytophthora sojae is the source of this 645-nucleotide messenger RNA. RefSeq lists its product as hypothetical. The transcript has a single exon. Lineage: Eukaryota; Oomycota; Peronosporomycetes; Peronosporales; Peronosporaceae. Bases 1 to 645 code for a protein of 214 amino acids. The record is from RefSeq and is a predicted model, not a curated record.
AUGGCAUCGGAGAGCUCGAGUUGGCAUGGAUCAGCGCCCGCGGGUGCUGACAUUGACAUGGGUGAAGACGGUCAAGCGACUGGACGGCAAAUGAAUGAGAACCAAGCCGGAAGCCGGACGAAACGACAGCGAGCGCGCACCGAUCAAGACGCUGAGGCGGCGGGAUGCGAAGAAGAGGAGCUCAUUGGAGAUAUGUCUGAAGGUGAGUGGGGCGCACUACAGAGCGAAUUCCAGACAACCAACACGGUGAUAUCUUUCUCCAUGUCCGGAGGCUACGUUUACGUUGACGACUGCAGAAUGUAUAGCAAACACUUUCAGCGUGACAUUCUGGAACCCUGCCGCGCUAACGGAGUGCUUUUCGAGGACAACAAACUCAGCGAAGUCGAAAGCGUGAAGAAAGGGGCAGGAAGGAUCAGGAAGCACGUCACCAGUCUGACAGGGAUCCCGGUCAAGUUGGACCGCGCGCUGUGGUUGAUGCUGAAACCAGGAUUUUUAGAGGUCAAGGGGGUGCAGAUUUGGAUGCAGCCGCUGUUCACCGGACGGAAAAAUAUGAACCUUACGCUGAAUGAACUGGAGUAUGUCAAGUGUAACCGCGUUUCGUUCGGACAACUACUCGCAGCACUGCGGCAGUGGGGGGGCGCGUGA